AUGGGCGCCCGCAAUCUCGUUCCCCUCGUCCUGCUCCUCGUCUUUGUUGGCAUUCUUGCGGCGGUCGGGUUCGUCGUCUAUAGCAUCAUGCAGGAUGUGAGCAAGAACACGCGUGAGAAGAUGGAGCGCAAAAAUAUCGCCUUCACCAAGGACGGCAUGAAGGUGCAGGUUAAGGAGGUGAAAGAUGAGGCCUACAAGGACAGGACUCAGAGUGUCCUGGUCAACAUGUGGAACCACACCUCCUUUCCCGCCUACAAGAGCCGUCUGUGGGACAUGACUGGCUCGUCCUCCUCGGACCAGAAGACUGGCGCCCAGAAGCGCAAGUAG
Penicillium bovifimosum is the source of this 327-nucleotide messenger RNA. RefSeq lists its product as uncharacterized. The coding region runs from base 1 to 327 and encodes 108 amino acids. NCBI's taxonomy places the organism in Eukaryota, Fungi, Ascomycota, Eurotiomycetes, Eurotiales, Aspergillaceae. The record is from RefSeq and is a predicted model, not a curated record. The transcript has 2 exons.